GCAGCCUGCGCGACGCUACGUCGGCUAGCGAACGCGAGAGGGACCCCAAGCGAAUCAAGGGCGGGGCCAAACAGCCAGCGCGUCGUGGAAUGGAGGGCUUCCCAACUGCCCUCCCGAUCGAGUCGCCGCUCGCUCGUUACUGCUGUGGCUUCUGCUGACGUGAGGGGAAUGCGUUCUUCGCACAGCUUUACGGAGUAGCAGAGGCUUGGACGCGAGCGGAGCCGGAACGUGCGUUUUGCGGCCCAAUGCCGAUAUCGACUGAAGUGCUCGUCGCGCGCUGCUAUGGCUGCCACGAUCGUCGGUUGCGCGAUGAUGCGCCAACGGAGGCCUCUCUAGCGAUCGCUGCUCCCGUGGUCGGUUCGUGAUCGCUGGAGACGACGCGACGAAGUCGGUUGGUGUUUCGAUGUGGGUGCCGUGCGGUGUGCCGUGCGUUGUCGCACACCCCUAUCGACGGGUGGCAGCAGCCGAGCUUUGAGAGACCUGUGAAGCUCGUCAGCGAUCGUAUGGCUCCAAGGCCGAUAUUACUGCUGGGUCUGACUCUCCGCAACGCGCGCGCGCAACUUGGAACAUCUGUAGAUAGAAUAGUCCAUGGUCUACGAGACUGUUGUUAAGCUGCCGCAUGUUACAACAUGCCCGUGAAUUAGUACUUUCCAAUCCUCGAAUGGGGACGAUCGACAAGUUUCACAUGCGUGAGUCGUUCGAAGUGCCCUUCUAGUCCAAGAACAUUGCAUGGGGUCGGAUGGGAGGAGUGGAAUCUGUGCGAGGCUUGGUUGACUCUGCCGUUCAGCCGAGGGACCUAAAGUGAGUGUGAACACUGAGCCGUGUGAGUAUACGCGACGUAUGGCUCCUCCGGUUCGACUCGCCUUAAGCCGCGUCGAAGCAGCGGUCGCUAACAACAAGCGCCGCGCAUGUCGCACGUCGGCGCGUCAGUUCGAGCUGAUGUUGGAUUACUUGGAACGACACCCGUACAUGGUGAGCACGCGCUUUCCGGCGUCGCUGUCGGUGCGCGAGCGGCACUGGCAGCGACUCGCCGAGCGCCUCAACUCCGAGGAGCUCAACCCGCCCAAGGGCAUGGACCGCUGGAAGAAGACAUGGUUCGACUGGAAGUGCAACGUGCGAGCCAAGGCGCGCUCAGCGUCGGGCAAGAAGACGCUGUCGCCUCUCGAGGAACGCCUGAUCGCCAUCACCGGCCUCCUCGACUCCGACGACGCACCCCUGGCGCGCAAGAGGUAG
Messenger RNA from Dermacentor silvarum, 1233 nucleotides. RefSeq lists its product as uncharacterized. The transcript has 3 exons. The coding region runs from base 841 to 1233 and encodes 130 amino acids. The record is from RefSeq and is a predicted model, not a curated record. Lineage: Eukaryota; Metazoa; Arthropoda; Arachnida; Ixodida; Ixodidae.